UGUAUUCCUAUGCUAAAGGCAUGCUUCACUCGCUUCCGUUUCUCGCUUUCGUCGCAAUCGUAGCCUCUCGAGAUCCACCACAGUCUCUUACAAGGUGCUAUAUAGAUGACCCAAAUUUAAGCGAAUGUAUCAAAAACGCUGCGUUGGAGGCGCAACCGCUGCUACGAAAGGGAAUUGAAGAAUAUGGAAUACCUUCAUUCUUUCCACUAAUUUUGAAAAAUUUUCAAGUCAACCACCAGUCUCAUGAUGCCAAUUUCACAGUGAGGGCGACAGACUUAAAAAUUUACGGUAUGGACUUAUACAGUCUUUCGGACGUACGAUUUUGUCCAAAAAAACCUAAAUUAAAAGGAAAACUAUGGUUUGGAAAUCUACAUAUUUUCUCAAAUUACGUUAUGAAUGGUCACACUAUCAAUUUGCCAAUCGUCGGUGAAGGUUUCUACAAGUCCAUCGUUUCACCUUCAACAAUUAACUUCGAAAUUACCGGGCAACGAGUCAAUGGCGAUGUUACGUUGGAAAGUGUUAAACUUGAUUUUCAAGUGGACAAGAUGUGGGUCCAGUUUGACGGUUUAGUGACAGGGGAAGGUCCUUGGGGUAACACGAAUGAGGUACUGGCAGAAAGCGAGGAAGCCGUUGCGAAGGCUCUAUCUCCAGUAUUUGGAAAAGUUUUUGAAACCUACGUCACGAAGUAUAUGCGAUGGUUGUUAGAAGAGAUUCCAUUUUCAACAAUCUUUCCCUGUUGCAUAAAUAAUAGCACGACAAGCAGUGCCUAGUUGAGCCCGCCUUCAUUUUCUAUAAAUGCCACUAGUAUGAUAACUGUCUUCUUUUCAGCUUACCGCAAAAAAAAUAAUUAAAAAGUCAAAACAAGGAAAAUACAGAGUGGGCUGGUUUCUCCAAAAUGUUGUUGCUCUUUUGUUUUUUAAGUUAAUGGGUUCUCACUCAAUAAAAUUUGUCGCUCUAUGCUUUAGCGUCGAGCUUUCUCCCAAACGUCCGAUCCGCCACCACUCAACGAUAACUUUAUUUCUUUUUUCUAAAUCCACGAUAAUCCCCUCUUUGGUGUCAGUUUCAAAACAAAUACGGUUAAUUAAUUCACUUGUAAGUGUUUUUUAAAUUAUAAACUCGUGCCCUCACAAAAUUUACUCUAAACUUGGUUUGGACCGAAUUUUAUUGUAUUUUAGUUUGUAGUUCGAACUUGAAAUUCCUAUGACUUUGUUUUAUUAUGUCCAAAAAAUAGCGAUCUCGCUACAAAUUUUAUUGAGGUAACCGACGUAGUUACUCUUUUUCAGUCGAAACCCCAAAAAAACGAUAUAUGAACAGUGCGGUUAACGCUCCCGAAGCCCAAAUCCGAAUGCCUUCA
Photinus pyralis (common eastern firefly) is the source of this 1354-nucleotide messenger RNA. RefSeq lists its product as uncharacterized. The record is from RefSeq and is a predicted model, not a curated record. The coding region runs from base 21 to 770 and encodes 249 amino acids. Lineage: Eukaryota; Metazoa; Arthropoda; Insecta; Coleoptera; Lampyridae. The transcript has 4 exons.